Messenger RNA from Moneuplotes crassus, 1038 nucleotides. Lineage: Eukaryota; Ciliophora; Spirotrichea; Euplotida; Euplotidae. The record is from the annotation of a GenBank genome assembly.
AUGGAGAAUCCUCCAGAGUCUACAGGCCUGAAUGGGCAAGGAAGAAUGUAUAAAUCUCAGAGCAACAAGCAUAUUAAAAGUCAAGGGAAUUUAAAGACCUUAAAGGCUAAAACUUCUGUGCUUAACAAGCCUGGUACUAUUGGAGCUCUCAGCGUAUUUUCUAAGGGAGGGUUCUCACAAAAUAUCUCAGCAAAUGCUUUAAGGAACUCUCAUUCACAAUGGUCAUUUGGAAAAGCCGACAGAUUUAAGAAGUUGAGGAUUGAUAAUUCCGCGAAAAUGCUUGCAUUGCCAAAUACAUUGAAUGCGAAAACUUCAACUUUUGGGUAUGGAAAAAAACAGCCUUUGCAGAUUAUUUUUGGGAAAGAUUCGCCUCCUCCAUCAUUAUACAGAAGUAGGUCUCAGUUCGAUUAUAAGCCUGGUACUGGAAAAAGUAUUGGAAUAUCAUACUCUGCUUAUCAAAAGGUACAUAUGCCUGGGCUUAAUACGAGGCUGGAUGAGAUCCCUGGACCAGGGUCUUAUGAGUGCAAGACAACACUUGGUGCUAAUUCUCAAAAGUUUUCACUAAAGUCUAGAAUAAAGCCUGCAGAUAGUGCGACUAGAGAUAAUCCUCCUCCAAACAACUACUCUCCAAACUUCCGUCUAACUGAGAGAUCAGGAUUCGAGGAUGUUGCAUUUGGAUUUGGGUCUCGGCCAAACGUCACAGGAAGGAUUAAUGAAAAUCCAGGACCAGGUUCUUAUAGAGUUCCCUCUGUCUUUGAUAAAUUCAAGAAUAUUCCAAAUGCUUCAUUAUUGAAAACUUUGCAAAAAUAUAGAAAGAAGGGAAGAAGGAAGAUCACCAAGCCAAAGUUUUCAGAAAGGAGCUUAGCUAAAAAUUUCAACCAGAAUGAACCUGAAGAAGCUCCACUCUCUUUGAAGAAUGAAGAUGAAAAGUCAAAUUCUUGAAAGGAGGAGGAUGCAGCUAAUUCUGAGAAACUUACUCCUGAGAGUAAGAAUGAGUCUGAAGAAAAUUCUAUCAAAAAGAAUCCUGAAGUGGAAUAG